AUGAAGGAUCUAGGGGAACUAAAGUAUUGUCUUACAAUAGAAUUUGCAAGAUCAAAACAAGGAAUUCUGAUGCAUCAGAGAAAGUACUCCUUGGAGCUUAUAUCAGAACUUGGAUUAGCAACAUCUAAACCUAUCAAUACACCUAUUGACACAAGCAUAAAACUCACUACAAGAGAGUUUGUUGAACACUUGUGCAAAACUAAUCUAGCAGAAGAUGAUGUACUAGCAGACCAAGGCAGCUAUCAAAGACUCAUAGGUAAACUUCUAUACUUAACAGUUACUAGGCCUGAUAUAUCUUUCGGUGUUCAGACACUCAGUCAAUAUCUACAACAGCCAAAAAAAUCCCGCAUGGAAGCUGCAUUAAGAAUUGUUAGAUAUAUCAAGAGUCAACGAGGACAAGGCAUUCUAUUAUCUAGCAACAAUAAUGAUACAGUUACAACUUUUUGUAAUGCUGAUUGGGCAGCUUGUGCACAUACCAGGAAGUCAGUCACAGGAUAUCUGAUCAAGGUAGGUGACUCACUAGUCUCAUGGAAGUCCAAGACAAACUACAAUAUCCAGAAGUUCUACUGA
Messenger RNA from Nicotiana attenuata, 570 nucleotides. RefSeq lists its product as uncharacterized. Bases 1 to 570 code for a protein of 189 amino acids. NCBI's taxonomy places the organism in Eukaryota, Viridiplantae, Streptophyta, Magnoliopsida, Solanales, Solanaceae. The transcript has a single exon. The record is from RefSeq and is a predicted model, not a curated record.